CAAUUCAAAUGACUUUGUCAGCAUUCCAGCGGCAGUCUGUGAACACAGAGUAACAACGAGACGGCUCAGGUGAAAAUGGAAGACUAUUUGAAAAUAGAGAAAAUUGGAGAAGGUACUUAUGGCGUGGUGUAUAAAGGCAGGCACAAGGCCACAGGGCAGGUUGUGGCUAUGAAGAAGAUCCGUCUGGAGAGUGAGGAGGAGGGGGUUCCCAGCACUGCUGUCAGAGAGGUCUCUCUGCUUCAGGAGCUGAAGCAUCCAAAUGUUGUACGGCUCCUGGAUGUCCUGAUGCAGGAGUCUCGUCUUUACCUCAUCUUUGAGUUUUUGUCUAUGGACCUGAAGAAGUACUUGGACACUAUCCCCUCUGGCCAGUACAUGGAUCCUAUGCUGGUGAAGAGCUACCUUUACCAGAUCUUGGAGGGCAUCUACUUUUGUCACUGUCGUCGGGUCCUCCACCGGGACUUGAAACCCCAGAACCUCCUGAUUGACAACAAAGGAGUCAUCAAACUGGCAGACUUUGGUCUAGCACGUGCUUUUGGUGUUCCUGUCAGGGUCUACACCCAUGAGGUUGUAACUCUGUGGUACCGGGCUCCAGAAGUCCUCCUGGGUUCACCCAGAUAUUCAACCCCCGUUGAUGUUUGGAGCACUGGGACCAUCUUUGCUGAACUUGCCACAAAGAAGCCUCUGUUCCACGGAGACUCUGAGAUCGACCAGCUGUUCAGGAUCUUCAGGACUCUUGGAACCCCAAACAAUGAUGUCUGGCCUGAGGUCGAGAGCCUGCCUGACUACAAAAACACAUUCCCUAAAUGGAAAUCUGGUAACCUGUCAUCGAUGGUGAAAAACCUUGAUAAGAAUGGCCUGGAUCUGCUGGCGAAAAUGUUGACCUACAAUCCUCCCAAAAGGGUCUCUGCACGCGAGGCCAUGACUCACCCUUACUUUGAUGACCUGGACAAAUCCACCCUCCCUGCUGCUAACAUAAACAAAAUCUAAAAAUUACUGACCCUACAUACAAACACAUUCAGAACCAUUGUGAAUUACCAUUCUGUAAAUACUUGUGUGUAAAAAAUGUAUUCCUUUAGUAAUGUUCUGUCUUUCAACAAUGUCUUUUCAAUAAAACCGCACUUUCUGUCUCAAAACUA
Labrus bergylta (ballan wrasse) is the source of this 1136-nucleotide messenger RNA. It is a transcript of the gene cdk1, whose product is annotated as cyclin dependent kinase 1. Gene Ontology annotation, biological process: mitotic G2 DNA damage checkpoint signaling; G2/M transition of mitotic cell cycle; protein phosphorylation. Gene Ontology annotation, cellular component: nucleus. NCBI's taxonomy places the organism in Eukaryota, Metazoa, Chordata, Actinopteri, Labriformes, Labridae. The record is from RefSeq and is a predicted model, not a curated record. Gene Ontology annotation, molecular function: cyclin-dependent protein serine/threonine kinase activity; ATP binding.